Messenger RNA from Protopterus annectens (West African lungfish), 909 nucleotides. Its product is annotated as olfactory receptor class A-like protein 1. Gene Ontology annotation, biological process: G protein-coupled receptor signaling pathway. NCBI's taxonomy places the organism in Eukaryota, Metazoa, Chordata, Ceratodontiformes, Protopteridae. Gene Ontology annotation, molecular function: pheromone receptor activity. Bases 1 to 909 code for a protein of 302 amino acids. Gene Ontology annotation, cellular component: membrane. The record is from RefSeq and is a predicted model, not a curated record. The transcript has a single exon.
AUGGAUCUUUCUAUUAUCAUCAAAGGAAUUUUCUUCUUCCUUCAGACAAGUACUGGUGUUCUGGGUAAUAUAAUAAUCCUUACGUGCUAUGCACAUAUUGCCUUCAAUGAACGGAAACUGAUGCCAGUUGAUAGCAUCACAUCCCACCUUGCUUUUGUUAACAUUAUAGUUCUACUUACAAGAGGAAUCCCACAGACAAUGACAUCUUUUGGAUUACAUAAUAUUUUAAAUCAUCAUGGAUGUGUAUUUGUCAUUUUUGUUUAUUCAACAGUUAGAGCUCUUUCAGUGUGUAUCACUUGCCUUUUAAGCUUGUUUCAGUCUGUUACUAUUGCUCCAGCAACCUGCAGUUGGGCCUGCCUCAAAAUGAAAAUCCCACAAUACCUUAUGCCAUGUUCAUUCAUACUCUGGUUAGCCAAUAUGGUUAUAUGUGUGGGUCUGCUGUUUUAUACAACUGUCCCUCAAAAUGGAACAAUUCCAAAAUAUACAAUCAGUACAGGGUACUGUCAUGUAAAGUUCCCUAGUGAACUUGUAUUUAAUGUUUAUGGGGCUGUAUAUACAACACGAGAUGCUUUAAUUGUGUGGGUGAUGAUUAUGUCAAGUGGUUAUAUUUUGUUUACACUGUACAGACAUAACAAACAAGUUCGGAGUAUAAGAAGCUCAAACUCAAGUAAAUCUACAGCAGAGAUGAAAGCUGCUGAAAUUGUCAUAUGCUUGGUAAUACUUUAUGUCAUGUUUUAUGGAAUUGAUAACAUCAUUUGGAUAUACAUGAUAAUUAAAACAUCUGCAUCUCCUGAUAUUGUAGAUCUUAGAGUCUUCUUCUCUUCAAGCUAUGCAUCUCUAAGUCCUUUUCUAAUUAUUAGUUUUAAUAAGAAGAUUCAACAGAAACUUUGCAUUAAAUGUAUAUCAUAA